AUGGGUCAGUUCCGAUCAUGGGUGCUCUGCGCCGCGCUGCUCGCUCUCGCUAAGGGCUUCACUCACGAGGAUUUGAAAGAAGCAAUGCUUCAGAAACUGGGAUUGAACGAGCUUCCUACAAUUCACAAGAGGGAUUUGGAAAAUCUUGUCGUCCCGGCGCACAUCAAGAACAAAUAUCUUUCCAUGCUGAAACUUCACAACAAACGGCGGCGGAGGUCCCUGCCUAGUUUGGCUGGUAUUCUGAGAGGCAUCCCGGGAAAUGCAGAUAUAUCGGGGGAAGUCAUGUAUUCUGACACUACCAGACAACGACUCAUCUUUGACAUGGAUGCCAGAAUCCCAGAUAACAGCGAGGUCACCAUGGCAGAGCUGAAACUGUUCAAGAAAGCACCACGAAAAUGGCAAAUGCCAGAAAAGAAGAACCACCGACCUGUCAACAAUGCGCGAGUGAGCAUCUAUUGGGUGGACAUCCUAGAUAACGGAUCCAACAGGACAUCGCUUGUGGAUUCAAGGUUGGUACCUAUCCACGAAACCGGCUGGAAGAGCUUUGACGUUACGCAGGCCGUCCAUUACUGGUCGAAAGCCCAGAGGAAGACUCCAAUGUACCUCGAGGUGUGGAUCGAGGGUGAGAGGCCGGGGAGCUACGCAGCGGAGAUGGCGAAGAGCGUGCGCUUUUCCACACAGGACCCGACUGACAACACCCUGGGAAAGCCCGAACUCGUGCUUUACACGUUGAACCUCGAAGAAUUUGGUUCGAGGGGCGACUGUGAAAAUAGGAAUGACAACGUGUGCUGCAGAGAGGAAUACUUCAUCAACUUCCGAGAGCUCACCUGGACGCAAUACUGGAUCAUCGAGCCGGCAGGUUACCAGGCGUUCCGGUGUGCGGGAGGCUGCAAGCAGCCUAAGCGUAACUAUGGCUACGGAGAGCGGACUUGCGCUGUCGUGGAGAGCGCGCCACUGCCCAUGAUGUACCUAGUGAAGAAGGGCGACUACACCGAGAUAGAAGUGGCAGAGUUCCCCAACAUGAUCGUCGAGAAGUGCGGAUGCACGAUGGACAAUAUUUCAGUCGUAUGA
Molecule: messenger RNA, 1071 nt
Organism: Megalops cyprinoides (Indo-Pacific tarpon)
Lineage: Eukaryota; Metazoa; Chordata; Actinopteri; Elopiformes; Megalopidae
Product: left-right determination factor 2-like
Exons: 4
Coding region: 1-1071 (356 amino acids)
Biological process (GO): BMP signaling pathway; SMAD protein signal transduction
Cellular component (GO): extracellular region
Molecular function (GO): growth factor activity; transforming growth factor beta receptor binding; cytokine activity
Source: RefSeq, a predicted model, not a curated record